Messenger RNA from Abrus precatorius (Indian licorice), 3707 nucleotides. RefSeq names its product cellulose synthase A catalytic subunit 1 [UDP-forming]. The record is from RefSeq and is a predicted model, not a curated record. Gene Ontology annotation, cellular component: plasma membrane; trans-Golgi network. The transcript is spliced from 14 exons. NCBI's taxonomy places the organism in Eukaryota, Viridiplantae, Streptophyta, Magnoliopsida, Fabales, Fabaceae. Gene Ontology annotation, biological process: cellulose biosynthetic process; plant-type primary cell wall biogenesis. The coding region runs from base 134 to 3388 and encodes 1084 amino acids. Gene Ontology annotation, molecular function: cellulose synthase (UDP-forming) activity.
GGACUCUGAAAGUGAAGAGAGAGAGAGAGAUGGCGUAUUGAAUGGGCGAAGAUUUUCACGCUUUGCCAUUGCCUUUGCCUCCAAAUCUCUCUGACGAUUCUUGAUCUGCACUGUCCAUAACGAACUAAAGAAGAUGGAAGCAAGUGCUGGGAUGGUUGCUGGUUCCCAUAAACGGAACGAGCUCGUUCGGAUUCGUCACGAUUCUUCUGACAGUGGGUCUAAACCCUUGAAGAAUUUGAAUGGGCAAAUCUGUCAAAUAUGUGGUGAUACUGUUGGAUUAACUGCCACUGGUGAUGUGUUUGUUGCUUGCAAUGAGUGUGCCUUCCCUGUUUGUCGUCCUUGUUAUGAAUAUGAGCGAAAGGAUGGGAACCAGUCUUGUCCUCAGUGCAAGACUCGAUACAAAAGGCACAGAGGGAGCCCUCGAGUGGAGGGAGAUGAAGAUGAAGAUGAUUCGGAUGAUAUAGAGAAUGAAUUCAAUUAUACCAAAGGAAAUACCAAGGCCAGGCGGCAGUGGGAGGAAGAUGCUGACCUCUCUUCGUCUUCUAGACGUGAACCUCAACAGCCGAUUCCCCUCCUCACCAAUGGCCAAACGAUGUCUGGUGAGAUUCCAUGUGCUACACCUGAUACUCAAUCUGUCAGAACUACUUCUGGUCCUUUGGGCCCGUCUGAAAAAGUUCACUCUCUUCCCUAUGUUGAUCCAAGGCAACCAGUUCCAGUACGAAUUGUGGACCCAUCAAAGGACUUGAAUUCUUAUGGUCUGGGAAAUGUUGACUGGAAAGAAAGGGUUGAAGGUUGGAAGCUCAAGCAAGAGAAAAAUAUGGUACAAAUGACUGGUAGAUACACUGAAGGGAAAGGAGGAGACGUUGAAGGGACUGGUUCUAAUGGAGAAGAACUUCAAAUGGUUGAUGAUGCUCGGCAACCUUUGAGUCGUGUGGUGCCAAUUUCUUCAUCUCAGCUGACCCCUUACCGUGUUGUUAUCAUUCUGCGAUUGAUUAUUCUUGGCUUCUUCUUGCAAUAUCGUGCAACUCACCCUGUGAAAGAUGCAUACCCACUGUGGUUGACAUCAGUUAUUUGUGAGAUUUGGUUUGCUUUAUCCUGGCUCUUGGAUCAAUUUCCAAAAUGGUCUCCCAUUAAUCGUGAGACUUAUCUUGACAGGCUCACUUUAAGAUAUGAUCGUGAAGGAGAACCAUCACAGCUAGCUCCUGUUGAUGUGUUUGUUAGUACAGUGGAUCCCCUCAAAGAGCCACCACUUGUAACUGCAAACACUGUUUUAUCUAUACUCUCUGUUGAUUACCCUGUUGACAAAGUUUCCUGCUAUGUAUCUGAUGAUGGUUCAGCUAUGUUGACGUUUGAAGCACUAUCAGAAACAGCUGAGUUUGCAAAGAAGUGGGUGCCCUUUUGCAAAAAGCACAAUAUUGAGCCAAGAGCCCCCGAGUUUUAUUUUGCCCAAAAGAUUGAUUACUUGAAAGACAAGAUCCAACCUUCCUUUGUAAAGGAGCGACGAGCAAUGAAGAGAGAAUAUGAAGAAUUCAAAGUACGGAUCAAUGCCCUUGUAGCAAAAGCACAGAAGAUGCCAGAGGAAGGUUGGACAAUGCAGGAUGGAACUCCUUGGCCUGGAAAUAAUCCUAGGGAUCAUCCUGGAAUGAUUCAGGUGUUUUUAGGUCAUAGUGGAGGGCUUGAUACAGAUGGAAAUGAGCUGCCUAGACUUGUUUAUGUUUCUCGUGAGAAGCGGCCUGGCUUCCAACAUCACAAGAAGGCUGGAGCUAUGAAUGCUUUGAUUCGAGUUUCUGCUGUCUUGACCAAUGGUGCAUAUCUUCUGAAUGUCGAUUGUGACCACUAUUUCAACAAUAGCAAAGCUCUUAAAGAAGCCAUGUGUUUCAUGAUGGAUCCUGUUCUUGGAAAGAAGACAUGCUAUGUGCAAUUCCCUCAGAGGUUUGAUGGCAUUGAUUUGCACGAUCGAUAUGCCAAUCGCAAUAUUGUGUUCUUUGAUAUCAACAUGAAAGGUCAGGAUGGUAUUCAGGGCCCAGUGUAUGUGGGAACUGGUUGCUGUUUCAAUAGGCAGGCUUUGUAUGGUUAUGAUCCUGUUUUAACUGAGGAAGAUUUGGAACCUAACAUUAUUGUAAAGAGUUGUUGGGGUUCAAGAAAAAAGGGAAGGGGUGGCAAUAAGAAGUAUGGUGACAAGAAGAGGGCGGUUAAAAGAACUGAAUCCACCGUUCCCAUAUUUAAUAUGGAAGACAUAGAGGAGGGUGUUGAAGGUUAUGAUGAUGAAAGGUCACUACUUAUGUCUCAAAAGAGCUUGGAGAAGCGUUUUGGUCAAUCUCCAGUUUUUAUUGCUGCUACUUUCAUGGAGCAGGGUGGCAUUCCACCUUCAACCAACCCUGCAACUCUUCUUAAGGAAGCAAUCCAUGUUAUCAGCUGUGGCUAUGAAGACAAGACAGAAUGGGGCAAAGAGAUUGGAUGGAUCUAUGGUUCCGUUACUGAAGAUAUCUUGACUGGGUUUAAGAUGCAUGCUCGUGGUUGGAUUUCCAUCUAUUGCAUGCCACCUCGCCCAGCAUUCAAGGGUUCUGCUCCUAUCAAUCUUUCUGAUCGUCUGAAUCAGGUGCUUAGGUGGGCCUUGGGUUCAAUUGAGAUCUUUCUAAGCAGGCAUUGUCCCUUGUGGUAUGGCUACAAUGGGAGGUUGAAGCCCCUGAUGAGACUUGCUUAUAUUAACACUAUUGUCUACCCCUUUACCUCAAUCCCAUUGAUUGCUUACUGUACACUCCCCGCAUUUUGUCUUCUCACAAAUAAAUUUAUUAUUCCCGAGAUAAGCAACUUUGCCAGCAUGUGGUUUAUUCUCCUCUUCGUCUCCAUUUUUGCUACUUCAAUUCUUGAGCUUAGGUGGAGUGGGGUCAGUAUAGAAGACUGGUGGAGGAAUGAACAGUUUUGGGUUAUCGGUGGGACAUCAGCACAUCUCUUUGCCGUGUUCCAAGGGCUUCUAAAAGUGCUUGCCGGGAUCGAUACAAAUUUUACUGUUACAUCAAAGGCAUCAGAUGAAGAUGGGGAUUUUGCUGAGCUUUAUGUGUUUAAAUGGACAUCACUUCUCGUCCCUCCUACAACGGUGCUUAUUAUUAAUUUGGUAGGGAUUGUGGCUGGUGUGUCCUAUGCGAUAAACAGUGGUUACCAGUCUUGGGGUCCACUAUUUGGCAAGCUUUUCUUCGCUAUCUGGGUCAUUGCCCAUUUAUACCCAUUCUUGAAGGGUCUCUUGGGCAGACAAAAUCGUACCCCAACCAUUGUUAUUGUUUGGUCCAUUCUUCUUGCUUCAAUAUUCUCCUUGCUGUGGGUGAGGAUUGACCCCUUCACCACGGACUCCAACAAAGCAUCAAAUGGUCAAUGUGGCAUCAACUGUUAGUUCUCUUAAGAGAUUCAUUUUCUGUUUUACUAUCCCAUUUUGUUUGCAGUCCUGUAUAUAGAAAGAAUUCAACCUAUCAUAGUUGUUCUGGAGGAUUGAACACCCCUCCUCCCCCCUCCAAAUGCCUGAAUAGACGGGACGGAACCCUUUCUGUAUCAUUGGUGUUUCUAUUGUUUAUUUAUUCUACAUGUUCCUUUUUGGUCCUUACAAGAAUAGUAAUGUUGAGAUGUAUGUUGCUGUUAUAUUUUUUGUCCACGUAAUAUAAAUUGUUUACGCGAAUAAUUUAAUGAAAGCGAACAUGGUGUUGUGUUGUUUGGUU